UCAUGUUUCAAUGCUCGCAAUGUGAAAAGUCAUAUCAGAGGAAACCCCAUCUAUUGCGCCAUCAAUCCACCCGUAAAUUCCAAGGAACCCUGUUUCUUUCAUGGAUGGCUUGGACCAGCUAACGAAUUCCAGAUACUCGUCAACUUGCUUCCAGCUGCCCCUUUUCUACCAACAGAGAGGUCACUCGAAGGCACAGCAAAGUAUGCUCAAAAAGGCAUCACGAACCUCCGCCUGUCGCGGCAAAACCAGGCAGGAAAAGACAGUCAUGCGAUCUAUGCUUCUCGACAAAAGCCGUCUGUGACAAUAAUCUUCCAUGCAUGCGAUGCAUCCCCCUCGAGCGGGAGUGCAUUUUUACGAGCUAAGAGGCACCUCCGAUCGAUUUAG
Molecule: messenger RNA, 384 nt
Organism: Penicillium hordei
Lineage: Eukaryota; Fungi; Ascomycota; Eurotiomycetes; Eurotiales; Aspergillaceae
Exons: 2
Source: RefSeq, a predicted model, not a curated record